AUGGAAGACCAGUUCAUUAUAAGACCACCAGAGAGUAUAAGAAAUAAAGUGUGUGAGGAUGUGAAGAAUGGGCUAAUUCAUAAACUAACAAUAAAAAUGACAAAUAACAAAGAAGGCACUCUUACAUACGAAAACAAGACGUAUAAAGGAUGUAUUGUAGACCUUCCAUGCAUUAUAGAGUCACACAAAACUCUGGACAACAGGCAGUUCAUAAAAAUAGCAGAUGUGUCAAAAAUAUUCAUAUUCACUGAACAGGACAUUGACAUAUCUGAACUAGAAAAAGAGAGCAUAUCCGGGAUUACUCCACCAAUGAAAUAUGUAAAGGUGAGAAGGUUUAGAAAAAGGCUAACAAAAGCGCCAAUAAUUGAAGAAAUAGAAAAAGAGGUGGCAGCACUCUUGGAGAAGGAUAAAGAAGCAAUGCGAGUAGAUGUACAACUGAUUAAUAAGGAUGGAAGUGAAGAGGAGGAAGAUACUUCAUCACUUGCAGCUGAAAUAGAAUUGAACCUACUGGAGAGUGAAAAGAACACACAGAACAGUAUAGAAGAAAUAGAAAUAGAUGGAAAUCUUGAAGAGAAGAAAGAGAAGGAGAGAUUAUUACAAGAGAUUAAGGAUAAGAUUGAAGAGAAGAAGAAACAAAUAGAAAAGAUAACAAACCCAAUUUUAAAGAAGAGAUUCUAUGAGAGUAUCCAGCAAUUAGAGCAGGAACAAGAAGAAAUUCAGAAAGAUUUGGAUAAAAUGGGAAAUAAGUAAGUAGAUAUGCAGAUAUGACCAUCUGGAAUAUUUAUGUAUUAUGAACAAAAGCAUACAUUACAGCCACUCUAAGAAUAUAAUUAAAAUUAUUUUUAUACCCAAAUAAGAAAUGCUCUGAAAUAGGAAAUACCUGA
This is a messenger RNA of Nematocida parisii ERTm1, 884 nucleotides long. RefSeq lists its product as uncharacterized. Gene Ontology annotation, cellular component: transcription factor TFIID complex. The coding region runs from base 1 to 750 and encodes 249 amino acids. Gene Ontology annotation, biological process: transcription initiation at RNA polymerase II promoter; RNA polymerase II preinitiation complex assembly. Gene Ontology annotation, molecular function: RNA polymerase II general transcription initiation factor activity. The record is from RefSeq and is a predicted model, not a curated record. Lineage: Eukaryota; Fungi; Microsporidia. The transcript has a single exon.